Molecule: messenger RNA, 1227 nt
Organism: Cryptococcus wingfieldii CBS 7118
Lineage: Eukaryota; Fungi; Basidiomycota; Tremellomycetes; Tremellales; Cryptococcaceae
Product: HAT1-interacting factor 1
Exons: 5
Coding region: 1-1227 (408 amino acids)
Biological process (GO): CENP-A containing chromatin assembly; DNA replication-dependent chromatin assembly
Cellular component (GO): nucleoplasm
Molecular function (GO): histone binding
Source: RefSeq, a predicted model, not a curated record
AUGAUAAAAACGCGUCGAAGAAACGCGUCGGCCACAGAUAUCCCCGACGCCCCCGCCUCCUCCGACCCCGCCGCCAUCCGCGCAUCCAUCGACAAGCUCGUCGAUGAGGGCAAGAAAGCUAUCGCGCUGAGUCAAUGGGAAGAAGCCGUCGAGCGGUACGGCGAGGCUCUCGAGCUCCAGCAAGAACUUGUAGGCGACAAAGACCCCCAAAUGGCACCUCUCCUCCUCUCCUACGGCCGCGCGCUUUACGAACUCGCAUCAAGCCAAGCGGGCGUUAUGGGCCGUGAAGAGCCUACUCCAGUAGCUGAUGAAUCCGGUCCCUCGGGCGAGCAAAACCCCAACUUUGUCUUUUCUGCAGACCCUGCUUCGGAUGAUGAAGGCGACGACGCCGCUGGCCCUGGACCCGAAGCAUCCGGCUCUGCCCCCGGCCCUUCUGACCCUUCGGCAGAGGCGGCAGAAGGCGAGGCUGCCGAUGACAUCGGCGAGCUCGAAGACGACUACAACGCCGCAUGGGAAGUCCUCGACGUCGCGCGCAAGAUCUACGAAGAGAUCGUAUCCACUCUCAAAGAAGGCGAGGGUGAGAAGGAGAGGCUUGCUUUGGCAGACUGUCAUCAGACUCUUGGGGAUGUCAGCUGUGAGACUGAAAAAUUCCCCCAAGCAGUCGAAGACUUUACAGCCGCCCUCACUAUCAAAUCCGCCCUCCUCCCCCCUUCUUCCCGCGCCAUAGCCUCCCUCCACUACCAAAUCGCCACCGCCCUCGAAAACAUCCCCUCCAAACGCACCUCCGCCCUCUCCCACGUCGAAGCCGCUAUCCACGCUUUCCAACUCCGCAAAGCCCAACUCUCCGGCCCCACCUCCGACCAACCCGCCGAAGUCGGCAAGUUGUCUGAAAAGGAAAAGAAGAAUGAGCUGGAGGAGGUGGAGCUGUUGAUAGGCGAUCUGGAAGCCAAAGUGGAAGAACUCAAAUCCACGCCCGAAGCCGCGCAGGAGGUGCACGAGUCAAUCAAUUUGUUGAUGGGGCAGAGCGAAGGUGGGGGGGUGAAGGUGGACAAUGGGCCGGUGAAUGAUUUGACGGGGAUGGUGAAGAAGAAGAAGCCCAAGGCGGCGCCUGCUCGACCAGCUCCUGCUGCUGCUGCUGCGGACGCGCCGGUGGUUGGCGGUGAGAAGAGGGCGGCGGAAGGUGGUGAGGAGCCUGCUGCGAAGAAGGCCAAGCCCGACGAGGCUUAA